Messenger RNA from Helianthus annuus (common sunflower), 1625 nucleotides. RefSeq names its product G2/mitotic-specific cyclin S13-7. Gene Ontology annotation, molecular function: cyclin-dependent protein serine/threonine kinase regulator activity. Gene Ontology annotation, cellular component: nucleus; cytoplasm; centrosome. The record is from RefSeq and is a predicted model, not a curated record. Bases 115 to 1467 code for a protein of 450 amino acids. The transcript is spliced from 5 exons. Gene Ontology annotation, biological process: regulation of cyclin-dependent protein serine/threonine kinase activity; mitotic cell cycle phase transition. Lineage: Eukaryota; Viridiplantae; Streptophyta; Magnoliopsida; Asterales; Asteraceae.
UCUUCAAAAAGGGGUCACCAUAUCUUUUCACAUUCAUCGCUUCCGAUCCAUUCCGUGUCUCUUAGAGAGAGAAAGUUAGAGAGAGAGAGAGAGAGUAAAACAUAAUCAAUCAAGAUGGGUUCUCGUCAUCUUCUUCAAGAACAAAACAGAGGUGAUCAAGUAGUUGGGGUUAUGAAACAAAAGGCGGCGGUUCCGGCCGCCGGACAGAACAAGAGCCGCCGUGCAUUGGGUGAUAUCGGCAACAUGGUUACUAUCCGGCCACUUGACGGCAAGCAACUUCCGGCAAUAACCCGACCCGUUACCAGAAGUUUUUGUGCACAAUUACUAGCCAAUGCACAAAAAGAUGCAGCCGAAAAGAAAAAGAAACCCUUGACGAUGAAUGUCGAUAACAACCGAGUGGUUCCCAAGAAGAAACUUCCGGUCAAGCCGAAAGCACAACCGGUGCCAGAUAAUGUUACCGUGAUCGAAAUCAGCCCCGACACAGAAGAAAGACAGAAGCCCGAAUCAUCGCAGUCUAAACGAAACAAGAAACCACAAUCUUCGCUCACUUCCACACUUACUGCCCGGAGCAAAGCGGCGUGUGGUUUGAACUACAAGCCUAAACCGAAAAACAUUAUUGAUAUCGACGCUGAAGAUGUCGGUAAUGAGCUAGCGGAAGUCGAGUAUGUUGAAGAUAUUUACAAAUUUUACAAACUCGUAGAGAAUGAGAGUAGAGUCCAUGACUAUAUACACUCACAACCCGAAAUCAACGACAAGAUGAGGGCUAUCCUAGUCGAUUGGCUGAUCGAGGUGCACAAUAAAUUUGAGCUCACAAACGAAACAUUGUACCUAACAAUUAACAUUGUGGACCGGUUCUUGGCGGCUGAAACUGUGGCUAGAAGAGAACUACAAUGUGUAGGAAUGAGUGCAAUGCUAAUUGCUUCAAAAUAUGAAGAAAUAUGGGCUCCAGAAGUCAAUGAUCUGGUUCAAAUCUCGGAUCGGGCUUAUGAGCAUCGACAUGUUUUGGUGAUGGAGAAGCGGAUUCUGGGUCGGUUGGAGUGGAACUUAACUGUUCCUACGCCCUAUGUGUUCCUUGUUAGGUUCAUCAAAGCUGCAGCCACUCCACUGGAUACCAAUAUGGAGAAUAUGGUGUAUUUCUAUGCUGAAUUGGGGAUGAUGAAUUACGAGGUUGUUAUACGGUUUUGUCCGUCAAUGGUGGCGGCGGCUGCGGUGUAUGCGGCACGUGCCACGUUGAACAGUGCGGCGUUGACCAAGAGUGAGGUGUGGCAUGAGACUCUAGAAGUGCACACGGGGUUCACGGAGCGGGAAGUGAUGGAGUGUGCGAAGAGGAUGGUGGUGUGUCAUUCGAUGGCGGUGACGGACGAAAAGAGAAGGGUGAUUUACCGGAAGUAUUCGAAUGUGUCGCGAGGCGCGGUGGCGCUUUACCCACCGGCCAAAGAUCUGUUGACCGCAGCCUUGACUUUGUAGUAGUUUGGAGUAGGAGAGGGGUGGGGUGUCAUGUCAUCAAACUAAUUGUUUGUUUUGUGUUGGUUGGUUUCUGGAUAAAUGUCUAAGAUCAAAUCUCAUUCUUUGAUAAUCAUAUUCUUGGUAUAACUCAUUAACAUGUUAUGUUAUUCCAACUUUAA